Molecule: messenger RNA, 2391 nt
Organism: Phaeodactylum tricornutum CCAP 1055/1
Lineage: Eukaryota; Bacillariophyta; Bacillariophyceae; Surirellales; Neidiaceae
Exons: 1
Coding region: 1-2391 (796 amino acids)
Source: RefSeq, a predicted model, not a curated record
AUGCAAGCUCCCCCUUUUUCUCCAAGUGGUGGCCCACCUACAGCCCCGCCGAUAAAAAAACAGCGCGGAAGCAGUACGCCUCAGGGAGAUAAAUUGUCUCUGCAGGCCAAUGAUGCACUCUCGCGACGUAGAGCUGAACUGUCUCGACUUCAACAAUUGCAGCAACAAGGUACCUCUGCAACCACUCAGGCUUUGCUUAGUCGCGCUUUUAAUACGACUGGAACCGCUCCGUCUUUCAAGCCCCACGGAGAUCCUCCUACGAGUGUAUUGCGCAGUACCAGUGCUGCUAUGACCAGAGGAGCCCCUCCGAUUCCCAAGGCCGAGCCCAACGGAUCUGGACCUCGCCGGACAAGCGAUAUUUUCCCGACAGCCCCGAAAUUGGUGUCGGAAGCUAAACCUCUACCGAAGGGUCCCCCGCCGACUGGUGCGACUCCUACAGCACGUCGUUUAGAUGUUUCGUUUGCAGCUCGCGGGAAACCUCCUGCUACGGGACGGCCCAAGAGUGCACCUCCAAGUCGUCCCACCCCGCCAGCGGGUCCGCCUCCAAAUCGAGUGUCUACCGUCCCUGUGACUCGGGGACAUAUUGGUCGUCCUAACGCCGUCAUUCCAAAUGGUCCUCCUCCCCCUCCCGAGAAGAAAGCACCCCCUUCUGGCGCGCCGCCACCUUCGAAGCCUCCUCCCACAGGAGCACCCCCAGCAAUAGGUGCUCUACCGAAGUCGUCCGCUAACCUAUCCGACGGCUUUAACGAUGGCGACAACACACCACCAAUAGCGAAUAAAAAGACCAUGCAAAUGGAUGCUGCGGUGAACUGGGAUCAGCCAAAAAAGCCGCUGACUUUGUUUCCGAGUCAGGCCAACGUUCCGGCCAAAACUGAGAUAACGAAAAGUCCGCUUGCGCAAAGUCCGUACGCAACGAAACCUCCUGUAGUCUUUGGAAACAAUGCACCGCCCCUACCUAUUACGGAGACGCUGAAACAUCCUGGUAGUGCUGGUAGGCCAACAACCCCUACCUCAGGAGCUAUGGCGUCGUCUAAUGCUGGUCAAACGCCAUUCUACCCUAAGAAUACGCAAUCGAAUGCAGGCGUAACUCCGUUUGCUAAAAAUGAAUCGACAUCCGCGUCUACACCUUUUCCGAAAAGAGAGGAAGAGGUAGUAACACUUCCAAGCACAGCACACAAGGAUCAGUUUCAUGAUAUACGGAGUAUGGCAACCACUCCCUAUAAAUCUGCAAACUUGACAAGCGCUCUAGUUACUGAUGCUAAUGUUCAGGAGUCUCCGGAGCUGCGAAUGCAAAAGGAAUUGUUAAGUUCCGAAAAGGACAAGAAAAAAGCUUUCAACCAAGUUGCACUACUUGAGGAUACAAUUCGUGAUCUCCAGGGCGGAAAACCGCUGGCCGAUGAUUUGACAUAUGUGGUACAGAUUGCAAAAACCCAUGGUGAAAAGGCGGCCUUGGAAUACGCUCGUCAAAAGGUCAGCGGAAAAGAAGCAACUAUACCAAUCCUUUCUCCUAUGCUUUAUUCUCCAACUCGCAAGCGUACUGGGACACCUCACCCAAAGCGUCGUCAUGAAGUUGUGGAAAGCUCUGAUGCCAAGCCAUUUUUAAUGGAGGCGGUGGACUCACUCGCCUUCGAGUACGUUGAAGAGGGGCUUGCUACGAUUACAAUUCGUAGACCAUACGGAUUCGCCGCGAACGAACAAAAGCUAUGGUUUUCGAAAGGCGAGCUCAACAACAAAAUGUACGAGAAAUCAUCAGAUGUGCAUAUGCUGUCAUCAUUGGAAGUAGUCGCGACUAUAGAAGCAGACAAGAGUCAUCUGUUACUCUAUGGUGUCGCGAUGGCCCGGCACCAGAACGCAGCGGACGGAAGCUGGAAGAGUUUUGGCGAUGUGGAAAAGACUGGUGCGACGCUGGGUGAAGUAACGUUUACAAACGCAGAAGGUCAUAUGGAAAGCUACUAUCUCGAUGAGAUAUACGAAGCCGCGCAAGCCGCACGAGAGCACUACUGCGGAAGUGUUGUUGCGACUGCUGAGGCCUUGCGAAUGAAAGCAUCACAUAAAUCGCCUUCAACGAUCGCCGUAGCGAAGUCAUCUGAUAGCUCUGAUGCUACCGAAAAGAGCCAAGGCUCAUUGAAAACUGAGUCGAAGCCAAAAAUGCCACCGGAAGAUGAACCCAGCAUUGUUGGAUCAUUCAUCAGCUUCUUUUUUUCCACACUUGCCAGUUUGCUCUGGUACACGUUUGUUCGUGUCCCACUAAAUAUCUUCGCUGCCGUAAUCUAUUUGUUGAUUGGAAGUAUUGUACUGUCGCUGAUGUACCUUUACAUUGCCGAGGAACAUGGCGUGGGGGUGAGGGAUGCAUCGAUUCAGUACACAUACAACAGCCCUGGUAUUCUAUAA